Messenger RNA from Fulvia fulva, 1323 nucleotides. Its product is annotated as Laccase-1. Gene Ontology annotation, molecular function: oxidoreductase activity; copper ion binding. The coding region runs from base 1 to 1323 and encodes 440 amino acids. The record is from RefSeq and is a predicted model, not a curated record. The transcript has a single exon. NCBI's taxonomy places the organism in Eukaryota, Fungi, Ascomycota, Dothideomycetes, Mycosphaerellales, Mycosphaerellaceae.
AUGGAAAAGGAAAAGUCCAAGAAAUGGCGGACUUGUCUCUCGGCGGCCGCGAUCACUGCUGCGGCAGUGUUGCUCUUCUUUCUGUACCCGAAAUUCGACUCCGCACGGACCUGGGCGACUGAUGUGCUCUAUGCUGGAGCGGAACCGGAGAUCACCAUCGAGACUGGGCAUGGUCCUCUGGCCCGGCCUGAUGCACAAGCGCCAGAUGAUCUAAGCGUGCGACUUCACCCUGACAGGCACAUACGGCGUGCUGCCCAGGCCAUUGAGCUUGAGUGGAAUGUUACCAAUGACUGGAGGUGGCCUGAUGGUGUAGCAAAGGAAGUAUAUUUGAUCAAUGGCGAGUUCCCUGGGCCGACAAUUGAGGUGCGGUCCGGUGAUGAGCUCUCGGUGACGGUCCACAACCAGCUGGAAGGUGAGGAGAUCUGGAUUCAUUGGCACGGUCUACGCUUCGAGAAUCAGGCUGAAGAGGUGCUGGGAUUGACGAGAUGUGCUAUUGCUGCCAAUGCGAGCUAUACGUAUAGGUUGCAGGUCUCCCCAGAGGUGCAUGGCACAUUUUGGUACUAUUCGCAGGCAGAGAUGCAGCGUGGCGAUGGACUAUUUGGAACUCUAGUUGUUCAUGAGCCGCGAAAGGACCUUGACGAGGACUCAAGGCCACCACCGGAUCUCAAUAUACAGGAGGACCAGUUGCUGCUGAUCAACGACUGGUAUCAUCAGCCAUCUAGUGAUGUCCUGGCUGCAUAUCGCGAUGGGGAGUUCUUCGAUGCAGCGCCCCCACCUGACUCGAUACUCCUGAACGGUCGAGGGUACUUCGACUGCUCGAAGGCUUACGAUGAGCCGUCGAUGGACUGUAAGCCUAUGGAUAUGCCCCAUCUGACAUUCCCAGAUCGAGCUAGGUUAAGGAUUGUGAACGCUGGUUCCCUGGUCGGCCUCACGAUUUCGACUGUUGGCUAUUCUAUGACAGUGCUGGCGGUCGAUGGUGGUACUCUGGUUGAGCGAGCUACGUUCGAGAAACUUGGGGUCCUGUAUCCUGGUCAGCGGAUGGACAUUCUGUUCGAAAGACGUGGCGAUGAUCAGUAUGAUUCUGCCUGGAUCACGAUUGCGUUAGAUCGAGAGACCAUGCAGUAUCCAAACCUUGUCUUGACGGACACGCAGCAGUUCCACAUCGCCACGAGUCGGGUAACCAACAAGGAUGCGCUGGAGCGAGGAGGCCCAGAGAUCGACAGCGGAAAGACGAACAAUCCAUUCUUGGACUUGUCGAACGUGAAAGCGAUGGUGGCGUCAACAUCAGAGCUUGGGAAGAAAGCAGACAACUUGGUCGCGUAG